UGGGGGUAAGCUUUUCUUUUGUUGUUGAAGAAUUUAAUACAUCAAUAAUUAAUAAGGGUCUUUGCUUUUCCUAUCUGUCUCCUCGCCUUCUACAGCUCACCACCCCACCACCACCACCACCACCACCACUUCCACUUUUUCCGUGGCCCCCCACCCUCGCGGUUUCUUCAGCUCCUUCUUGUUCUCGUUCGUCCUUUGCGCCCCCCUGUCUCCCUCCCUUUCUUUCUUCAGUUUCUUGUGGCUUGCACGCAGCUUUAAUGGUAGCCGUACCACCACCGCCACCCUGAUUCCUCUCUCUUUCUCUCUCUCUCUCUCUCUCUAUAUAUCUAUAUCUCUCCUUCUCCAUUCUCUCGUUCCUACAAAACAUAUACAUAUAGAAGAAGGAGAAGAAGAGAGGGAGAAAGAGGAAGCGAUGUUCGACAACCUGCUCGGCCGGAAGUUUUCCAACAAAUGCAAGCACGCGAUGAAGUGCAUAAAUUCGCGGAUAGCGAUUAUCAAAAACAAGAAGAGGGCGAUGGUGAGGUUCCUCAAGAAGGACGUGGCCGAUCUCCUCGCCAGUGGCUGCGACGACGUCGCCUACGGCCGGAUUGAUGCUCUCAUUGUGGAAAUAAAUCACGCAUAUUGCUAUGAUAUGAUCGAGCAAUGCUGUGAAAGUAUCUUAAAGCAGCUUCCAACCUUACAAAAACAAAGAGAAUGCCCUCAGGAGGCUAUGGAACCUAUGUCAACUCUACUUUUUGCUGCAGCCAGAUUUUCAGAUUUGCCAGAGUUAUGUGAUCUCAGACAUAUAUUUACAGAACGAUAUGGAAGUCAUAUGGAGUCAUCUGUCAAGGCUGAGUUUGUUGAGAAACUUCAGAAGAAAUCAUUCUCCCAGGAAAAGAAGCUGCAGUUGAUGAAAGAUAUUGCUCAAGAGUUCUCUGUAACAUGGGAUUCCAAUGCUUUUGAACACAAACUGUCUAAUCUAUCUGCACCUAAAUAUGACCAACCUAAGAAUGGUAUGCGUCACCACAGUGCAAGUCAGAAGCCAUCAACCAGGUUGCCCAAUGGAGUUGAGGAGGAGAUUUCAUCGAAGGGAAAAUAUGAACAUGCUCCUGUGAGUGUGUGGAAACAAGAAGUGCGGAAGGAGCCCAAAGAUGUUCAUGUUGUUACAACAAUCAAAGACGGCUUCUCACAUGUCCCCAUGGAGAGGACUAGAAAUGCAAUCGCUGAUGAACCAGAGAAUAGGGAACCAGACUUCUCUAAUGCCGCUCUUCCUUCAUACACUAAACCAAGAAGAACUCAGAAUGGAACCUAUAAUCACGAUCAGCUUAAAGAUGGUCUUGCUCAUAAAUGGACAGGAAAGGGUCAAAAGGCACUUGAUACCAUUGGCUCUGAUGAGCAGGCAUUUGGCAUGAAGAGAUCUUCAAGUGGUAAAGCUGUGAAUAUGGCUCCUCCUUACACCAAAUCUCAUGGUGAAAAGAACAACAAUGGCUUAAUAUAUGAUCAAUUGCAAAGGGUGGAGGAAGAUCAUACUGGUAGAGAGAGGCAGCCCGUGAGGCCAGUGAAUAAUGACAGAUUGAUCAACAUGCGUCCACCUUAUGUCAAAUUAAAAGUCAAUGACCCUUCCUCCGACCCUGAUCAAGUCAUUCAAGAUUCUAAAAUCACUGAUCAUGACAGAUAUGAUGGCAGUGAAGACAUGAAAGGUGGAGUGUUUGUUGGUGAGAAGUCCAGGCAGAAGCCUGUUUCUGUUAGGAGGAAGGUCGCCAAGCCAACAGUAAUUUACACUAUUGACAGUACCAUCGAUGAAGAGAAGAUCAUGAUCCAAACUGGAGGUGGUAGAGGAAGUGAUACAGGUAGGAGGACCACUGCUGCCUAUGAAGUUACAGGUGAUGUUAAUAAUAAGAAAAUCAUGGCGAGGCGCCCAGGACCCCCAGUGGAUGAUGAGAUGGACAAUGCUAUUGAUUAUGGCAAGCUCUUGCGUCGAACCCCGAGUGGCCAAAGAAGACAUGGAAGCAGGAGAAGUGCCGUGGUGAAUGAUGGAUGCGGUGAUGAGGAGGAAAUGAUGAUGGAUAAGCUCCUGAUACAUUACAGUAGGAAAGGUACGGCCAGUGAAGCCAGCAAGAUACGGAUAAGGAGCAAAGCUAUCCCCGUGGAUCAUGUCGAGCAUGAGAUUAAGGAUAAAAUCCGUCCUGGCUCGAGAGAUUCUGUGCAUGUUCCUGAUAGAAGUAGCUCACUUCCCCCUGAACUGACAAAGCCGGAAGCAGGUGUCAAAAUGCAUACUCGCACUGCUUCUAUGCAGCCUGAUAUGUUGAGCCCUAAUGGUGGGCGUGUGCAUCCGAGGCUACCAAAUUACCAUGACUUGGCUGCUCAGUUCAAUGCCUUGAGGAGAUCUUGAGCAUCUACAACGUUUGAUCUGCAAUUUUUUUUUCUCCUCCUCACUGCAUCUUUAUAUGGUGGCACGGUUUCUCCAUUAUAACACAGCAUGAUGUUCGCUCUACAGGCCCUUCCUGCCCGAUCUAGUUGUUACUCUCCUAUCCCUUCUCAAAGCAUGUCCAAAAUCAAAACCGUUGAUGUAAUGUCAGAUUACACUACUGCAUUGAUGUUCCCUUUUGAUUUUCCUCCAUAAUUCAGAUGAUCAUCUAUGUGCAUAUGCUGCGAACUAUAUGUCAACUUGCUUUAUGAAAUUAGAUAUAUUUCAUGGGUUGCUCAAAA
Molecule: messenger RNA, 2688 nt
Organism: Elaeis guineensis (African oil palm)
Lineage: Eukaryota; Viridiplantae; Streptophyta; Magnoliopsida; Arecales; Arecaceae
Biological process (GO): protein transport
Source: RefSeq, a predicted model, not a curated record